Messenger RNA from Carlito syrichta (Philippine tarsier), 150 nucleotides. RefSeq names its product dolichyl-diphosphooligosaccharide--protein glycosyltransferase subunit 4-like. The transcript is spliced from 2 exons. Lineage: Eukaryota; Metazoa; Chordata; Mammalia; Primates; Tarsiidae. Gene Ontology annotation, cellular component: oligosaccharyltransferase complex. The coding region runs from base 1 to 150 and encodes 49 amino acids. The record is from RefSeq and is a predicted model, not a curated record.
AUGGAUCAAAGACCUACAUUCCAGGUCCUCCUCGAGGUGAUCACCAACGUGCAGCUCGCCAUCUUUGAGAACAUGCUGGGUGUGUCACUCUUCCUGUUCGUUGUCCUCUACCACUACAUGGCCAUCAACAUCCCCAAGAAGCCGGAGUGA